UAAGAAAAGAGAUUUGAAUAAGAAUACUUCCAAUAUUUAGUAUGCAUUUAAUAAAUUAACCAACUGAUUUCUUUUGCUGAUCAGUUUCUAAGAAUAGAGACAUAUAAAUUUUAAUCAUUUGAUUGAAUGUGAAUCAAAAAAUAACAAUGCUACUAUAACUCUGAAUGAUGGUGUCAAUAAAUAAGUUCUAAAUUUGUCAUUAAAAUAAAUUACCCAAUUUAUUUCCUUAAAUCCAUAAAAUAGGUUUCAAAAAAUAAUAAUAUUAAUAUCAUUAUGGGAAGCAAACCAAAUAAAAACACGAAUUAUUAAAAUGACAAAGGUCAUCUUCAUCAAAUGAAUAAUCUGACACGACCGAGAUCCACUCCUAUCUGUCCAUAUAAUCCCUAUUGUAUUUAUAGCAUUUUAUUUAUAGCCUCUCGAACCUAAUUUAAUGUGACGAUAAAUAAUGUUUUAUUUUUAGUGGUUAAUCCUCCAGAAGACAAUGAUACUAUGACUAUGGCUGAAAAUUUUGAUGAAGUCUGA
This is a messenger RNA of Paramecium sonneborni, 522 nucleotides long. NCBI's taxonomy places the organism in Eukaryota, Ciliophora, Oligohymenophorea, Peniculida, Parameciidae. The record is from the annotation of a GenBank genome assembly.